Molecule: messenger RNA, 1003 nt
Organism: Melanotaenia boesemani (Boeseman's rainbowfish)
Lineage: Eukaryota; Metazoa; Chordata; Actinopteri; Atheriniformes; Melanotaeniidae
Gene: tsen15
Product: TSEN15 tRNA splicing endonuclease subunit
Exons: 4
Coding region: 102-572 (156 amino acids)
Biological process (GO): tRNA splicing, via endonucleolytic cleavage and ligation
Molecular function (GO): nucleic acid binding
Source: RefSeq, a predicted model, not a curated record
ACCUUUAAUGCAGCACGCCGGCAAACCUGAAAAACAGCCCAGCCAGGACGCGUUAACAGCUGUAGUCGCCGUGGUUUAAGGGGCUGAUGCAGAUGAAAUGAAUGAAAAUGUCUUCAUCGCCGGAUGGAGCGGAAGUGUCCAAGAAAGCGUCACCUGCGAACUGGAUCCUGCAGCAUCCGGUGUACCAACAGAUGAAAGAGCUGGAGAUCGGAGAUGGCGCACAGCUGCACGCAGCUUUCCUGGUGUACAUGGACCUCACUGAGGUGCGUCGGUGGACAGAGGUGUCAUGUGUCAAAAGUCCUGAACUACAGGCUGUUCUGCUGGAGGGGAGGGAGAAGGAAGGAGCUCCCGUACAGACCGUCCUUCCUCUUCCUGUUCAGCAAUCUCUGAGCCACAAAAGCAUUCGCCACGGGCUGGACAGAGGCUUUCCCAUGCUGUUGUGCGCUGUGGCAUCUGACUCCACCUUGGUCUAUCAGAGGAUGACGGAUGGGUUGGUGACACCAGACCCACCUGUGGGCCCUUUUAAGGACGUGGGACGCCGGCAGCACCGGAAGAGACGGCAGCAGCACUGAGAGGACGAUGAACCAGAGAGGAAAAGCUGGAAGCCAGCUGGUUGAUCUGUGCUUCUAGAAGAGCUACAGGCAGCAUCAAACAAUCCCAGUAAACAUCUUGAAGCCUCUUAAACCAACAGAUGAUGGAUGAUGGGUGGAAAUGGAGUUCAGGAAGAUUUCUGGUUUCUGUUUGUAGCCUGAGCUGCAUCAACCAGUCACACUGAAGGGUUUUUAUGGUUGCUUGCAGGUAAAAAAAUCCACAAAUGAGCUGAUGUUUUAUCAUUUUAUUAAAUUUUUUAUUCAUCUGCAUCAUGUCAUUUCUUGGCCUGGGUCUCAGAUGGAUGGUAACUAAAUCCUUGAUAGAUUUGUUAUUCUUUUUUGAUGUUAGCUAAUCAGCUGCCUUUUUGUGGCAUCACUGUUUUUGUUGUAUAAAAAUAAAAAAAACAAUGUCA